AUGGCUCUCCCUCCAAAGUGGUAUCAGUUUGCAGUGUCCGUCUUUGCCUCGCUGGGCUCUCUGCUCUAUGGCUAUGACUUGGGUGUCAUUGCCGAGGUGAUUGCCUCUGGCAACUUUGUCAAUCAGUUUGGUAAUGACCCAAACAAGAUUGGUGCUGUCGUGUCCGUCUUUACUGGAGGUGCCUUUUUCGGUGCCAUGUUUGCUGGUCCUGCUGGUGAUAAAUUCGGCCGCAAGUAUACCAUCCUGAUCGGUGCUCUCAUCUUUAUCCUCGGUGGUGGUCUUCAGACUGGUGCCUCGCAUAUCGACUAUCUGUACUCUGGACGAUGUCUCGCCGGUGUUGGUGUUGGCUUCCUUGUCAUGAUCGUUCCCGUUUACCAGGGAGAGCUUUGCCAUCCUGAUAUCCGUGGAAGAGUCACUGCCCUUCAGCAGUUUAUGCUUGGUGUUGGUGCUCUCAUCGCUUCAGCUGUCGGCUAUGGCACAUACGUUGGCUUUGAGGACCACGACUCUCGCCAGUGGCGCAUUGCCCUCGGCCUGCAGUGUCUCCCCGCCGUCAUCCUCGCCGCCCUGAUCCUCUUCUUCCCCGAGUCCCCCCGAUGGCUCAUCGACAAGGGUCACGUCGAUGAGGGUCUCAAGACCCUCGCCCGCCUGCACUCCCAGGGCAACGUCGACGACCCCUGGGUGCGUGCCGAGUUUGAGCAGAUCCAGGAGCGCAUCGCCAUCGAGCACGAGGCCGCCGCCAAGAGCUACCUCGAGCUCUUUACCGACAAGUCCUGCUUCCGUCGUCUCUUCCUUGCUGUUGCUCUGCAGGCUUCCGUUCAGAUGACUGGUGUCUCCUGCAUUCAGUACUACUCUGUCAAGAUCUUUGCCAAGAUUGGUAUUUCCGGUGACGAGACUCUCCGCUACCAGAUGAUUUCUUCUGUCAUCGCUCUGGUCGCUCAGUUCACUUGCAUGCUUCUCAUCGACAACACUGGUCGUCGCUGGCCCCUGAUCGGAGGCAACUUCUUCAACGGAAUCACCUUCAUCAUCGCCACCAUCCUCCUCGCCAAGUUCCCCCCUGGUUCCGAGGGCGGCGGCGGCGCUGCUGGCUGGGGUUUCAUCGUUAUCACCUGGAUCUACAACUUUUCCUUCAGCGCGACAUGCGGUCCCUUGUCGUGGAUUAUCCCCGCCGAGAUCUUUGAUAUGAAGACUCGUGCCAAGGGUGUGUCUAUCGCUACCAUGAUGUCGUUUGCUUUCAACACCAUGAUUGGCCAGACUACUUCUGUCGCUCUUGACGAGAAGGACGGCAUUGGCUGGAGAUGGUACAUUGUCUUCAUUGUCUGCAACAUGACCAACGCCCUCUUCUUCUGGGCUGUCCUCCCCGAGACCGCCCACCGACCCCUGGAGGAGAUGCGCUACCUCUUCACCGAGGCCCCUCUGUUCGUUCCCUCCAUGGACAAGAGCAGGUUCGCCGCCGGCCAGGAUCUCGAGAGGCGAGCCGAGGAGGUUUCUCAGAAGCAGGAGUUGGCUCAUGUCAACUAA
This is a messenger RNA of Fusarium keratoplasticum, 1518 nucleotides long. RefSeq lists its product as uncharacterized. Gene Ontology annotation, biological process: carbohydrate transport; transmembrane transport. Lineage: Eukaryota; Fungi; Ascomycota; Sordariomycetes; Hypocreales; Nectriaceae. Gene Ontology annotation, molecular function: carbohydrate:proton symporter activity. Gene Ontology annotation, cellular component: membrane. Bases 1 to 1518 code for a protein of 505 amino acids. The record is from RefSeq and is a predicted model, not a curated record. The transcript has 5 exons.